CAGGCAGGCUAACCAGCUGACUUUAAUUUAUGUACAGAGUAUGGGAUGAAAUUAGAGGAUACAAGGACACUUGUUGCCGCCUCCUGUCAGGACACUGUUCCUGUUAGUGUCUGUUUGGUGUUAUUUAAGCUGAAUACAUGAGAGGAGCUGCCUUGGUGUCUGCUGUGUUCUCAGCCUGACAUGUUUGACUCAGACAGGUGAGACAUGCAACAUGGGCAGGAAUGGACCAAAGUGUGACUCCAGGAAGAGUCAGCUAUCAUGUCAUGCAGCAAACUGCAUCGGCUCCUCCACUCGGAGCUGAGCCGCCGGUGGAGUGUGUGUGAAAGGGGACCCCGCCAGCCUCCAUGGCUCACUCGUCAGACCCGUCCCGCAGGGAGAAGACCCCCGGGACCCAUGGGACCCACGGGUCACACACGGCUACACGCAACCUCUUACGGAAGAAGGAGCAGCGGCGGCGUGGAAUCCGAUCCUCCUCGCCCAUGGGCCGGGUCAUCCUCAUCAACUCUCCUGUGGAUGGCGGAGAUGACAGCGAGGACCUCCACACGAUCACAGUGGAUAAGAGUGUGGACGGCAAGCUCGGCUUCAGCGUGCGAGGAGGCUCAGAGCACGGCCUCAGCAUCUUUGUCAGUAAGGUGGAGGACAACAGCACAGCAGAGGAGGCAGGUCUGCUUGUAGGAGACAAACUGGUGGAGGUGAAUGGCAUCAGCCUGGAGAGCAUCACGAUGAGCAGCGCGGUGAAGGUGCUGACGGGCAACAACAGGUUGAGGAUGGUGGUGAGACGUGUCGGCAAAGUGCCCGGCAUCCGCUACUCCAAGGAGAAGACUACCUGGGUGGACUUGAUACACAGACGUAUGGUGGUGGAGGAGAGCGGACGGACACCUUCGGAUGCCAGCUCAGGAAGCGCCCUCCAAAGGAUCGUCCACCUUUACACCACCUCAGACGACUACUGCCUCGGCUUCAACAUCCGAGGGGGGAAGGAGUUUGGUUUGGGCAUCUACGUCUCCAAACUGGAUCCUGGUGGUCUGGCCGAGCAGAAUGGAAUAAAGAUGGGGGACCAGAUUCUGGCGGCCAAUGGCGUGAGCUUUGAGGACAUCAGCCACAGUAAUGCUGUGGAGGUGCUGAAGAGCCACACGCAUGUCAUGUUGACCAUCAAGGAAGCAGGACGAUACCCUGCCUAUAAGGAGAUGGUGGCAGAAUACAGGUGGCUCAAUAAGCUGGCCAAUGGUACCCAGAAAUCUUCCUCUCAGGGUUCAGAAUCCAACUCCUCUGCCUCCUCUCUGUCAUCCGGGACCCCGGUCAGCUCUCUGAGCGGCCUGUCGCAGGUCAUGUUCCCUCCCAGCCUGCCGUUUGGUUCAGACAUGGUGGACGUCUGCAUCUCUACUGAGGACCAGAGGUCUGAGUCAGAGCGAACUGAGACCGCCAUGCAGACGGACCUUCCCUCUCAGAGGAUGGGUCCUGAAACCACCCGCAGCCUGGGUCGAACCACUCUGCUCAAAGACACAGUGAUCCGUGGAGACGAGGGUGGGGGGAGGCGAGAGUCCACCAAGACGGCUGUGCUGAUGGCUCUCAGCAGGCCGAGCCGACCAAUCAGCAGAUCCCAAAGCCAAGUCACCGUGGCAGAGAUCACGCAGAAGAAGGAGAAGAAGCAGAAAGGGAAGGACCCAGAGGAGAAGAGCACCCUGCAGCGCUCAAAGACCUUCGUCAACUUGCUGUUCAAGGGUGGACGCCGGGGACGCUCCAAGUCUCCGUCCACACACAAGGCUGGCAAAGGAGGACAGCAGGUGAGUGCGAUGCCAAAUUCAGAGAUGCUCGGAGUGGUGGAGGACAUGGCCCGCAGGCUACUGACUGAGGAGGAGGUGGCUGCUGUGAUGAAGACGUGCCGAAGGUAUGUGGCCGAGCGGUCAGUGGAGAACUUGAUACGCCACCUGCUGGCUGUGCUGGACAGGCCGGAGAAGCUGCUGCUGCUGAGAGAAGUCCGGAUGCUGCUUCCUCCUGCUGACCUGAGUGCAUUCAAUAACAUAGUGACACCGAUUGAAGCUGAGGCCUACGAAAUCCUCAAGUAUCGUUCAAUCCGAACUCCUCCUCUCCGCUCUCCCACAUCUGGUCGAGCACCCAAACGGCGCCUCAUCACUCCCAUCCCGGAUUACAGAGGAGGCUUUGAGCUCCACAAUGCCGAGGAGGUGGAGAAGGAGAGCCACCUGCUGGAUGAGCUGGAGAAGCUCAGUCUGUUUGGGCCCCGAGGAUCCAGGGAGAAGCCCCAUACCUCGAGGUCCUUCACCCCACUGCUGGACAUACCAGUGGACGGCUACAACACAGAGUCCAGAGACCUCAGACCCACCUCUGCCAGACCCAUGCUCCCCAACUGGCUGCUGGCCCGCAGCCACGAAUCCCGCCCUCCUUUCCGAACAGACAUCGGCACCAUUCGCUCCGUCCACUUUGACGAGGUUUCACUGCACUCGACUUCAGACACGGCCUCAGAGAGAGGAAGGUCCACGUUUAGAAACGGCCACUCCAAAAGCGAAACGGAGAAAAGUGGAGACAGGAGUGAAGAAACUGUGUUCACGCUGCAGAGUGCUGCUCGCAGGAGUCGGCCACUGUUGUCGCAGGUGUUCAGAUCGAGUCCAGAUCAGGGAGGGAAGGGCGAGCAGGUGAACGGACAUCAGGCUCCUUCUGAGAACGGACUCAACGGCUCAGAGCCUGAAGAGGACCACGAGCUCAAAACUGUCAGCAUCUCCAAGACCAAACAGUCACUGGGCAUCAGUAUAUCGGGUGGGAUGGAGUCGAAGGUUCAGCCAGUGGUGAAGAUCGAGAAGAUCUUUCCUGGAGGAGCUGCCUCCACCUGCGAAGUGCUCAAGGCUGGAUUUGAGUUGGUGUCUGUGGAUGGAGUCUCCUUGCAAGGCGUGACCCAUCAGCACGCUGUCGACAUCAUCCGAAAAGCCUUCAGCAAUAAGGCCAAAGACCCCAUGGUGUUUGUGGUCAAAGUCCCCAAAAACAUUUUGAAAGGAGACUGAGACUCUCAUCAUGACUUUAGGAAUAUUCCCAGUGAUAAGCAGCUGUUGGGACUGAACACAGAAACAGAGACUUGAAACACACUGAUCUGAGGUCAGGUAUGUAAUUUUGCCAUUCGUCUUAAAGUUUGUUAGAGUUGGGAAUAAUUGCGUGGACUCUGGUGACUGUUGAGCAACUAAGCUGAAAAACCGAAAUGGCCUGAAGCAGCAGAUGACGGCGUUCAAGGAUGAAGCAAAUGAGGAAUACUGUCACUGAAUUAUUUAAAGACAAAGUGAACACAGAAGCAGCAGAUUACAUUUACAGUAAGAGAGUCCAGAAAGCCUGAAAUCAUGAAAAUAUGGUGCUCCUGAUGCCUUAAUAUUUCACUUUAUCACAACCCAGGAGCCAAUGCUGGCUCUUUUUACUUUUUUUGUCACAUUGUGUAGAGGCUGCCAAAAUAAAAAGUAAUAAAAAUAAAAAUAAAAAUACUCUUUAAAUAAAUUUGUCUUUAAAUUUACAAAAAAAAAAUUACUUUUUUUUAAAAAAAAAAUCUAACGUAAAUACAAAAUCAAAGCAAAACUAAAUACAUUUAAAUAUAAAAAAUUCAAUGGGGAAAUUAAAUAGGAGAGUAAAGAAAUACAUAGGAGAAUUAAUACAAAGGUAAGUAAAUAUUAAGUCUGCAGUUCUGGAAAAAAAGAGUUGAUUGUUGAGUCUCCCCAACAAUCAACUCUUUCUCCGGACUUAAACACUGCACCUUGAAAACAGAAAUUUAUUCAAUUUAUUUCAUUUUUUUGAUAAUGGUACAUUUAACGGCAUAUAAAUGAAUUUACUGAGUUAUUUAUUUUUUAUUUUGGCAGCUUCCGCCCUCCAUAGAAUGACAGUCCUCUUAAAAAAGUAGUGCAGAACUAUAUGUUUAUGUUUCUGAAUUUCUGACUGACUUCAUCACAACCCAGGAGCCAACACUCAUCAAGAACAUUUCUUUUUACUAUUUAUGUCACAUUGUACAGAGGACAGGAGGUGCCAGAAUAAAAAAAAUAUUUAAAAUAAAUUAAAAAUUACUUGAUUAAUAAAUUUGUCUGUAAAUUUAAAGAAAUAAUAAAUAAAUAAAUAAACAUUU
Molecule: messenger RNA, 4105 nt
Organism: Epinephelus lanceolatus (giant grouper)
Lineage: Eukaryota; Metazoa; Chordata; Actinopteri; Perciformes; Serranidae
Product: PDZ domain-containing protein 7-like
Biological process (GO): sensory perception of sound; auditory receptor cell stereocilium organization
Cellular component (GO): stereocilium tip; stereocilia ankle link complex; cilium
Molecular function (GO): protein binding
Source: RefSeq, a predicted model, not a curated record